This is a messenger RNA of Temnothorax curvispinosus, 1662 nucleotides long. RefSeq lists its product as uncharacterized. The record is from RefSeq and is a predicted model, not a curated record. NCBI's taxonomy places the organism in Eukaryota, Metazoa, Arthropoda, Insecta, Hymenoptera, Formicidae. Bases 32 to 823 code for a protein of 263 amino acids. The transcript is spliced from 3 exons.
GUCUAUCAACUUUGCUCUGUUUAAAAGAAACAUGUCGGAUAAUAAUUGGAGCAAUUGGUACACGUAUUAUUUAAAUUGUCAAUUUGAAUGUGCUCAAAUAAUUGCGCAACAAUGUGCCAAUGCACACAAACAAAAAUUAGCUCAUGUAGCGGAGUACGUUUUUUUGAAAAAAAAGAGAAGUUACUCAAGAAAACGCUUUUGGGUGUCUCCAAUAUGCUCACAACGAGAGAAGCAUGGUUUUUUUAAGGCAAUACUGCCAUCACUUCAAUUGGAACAUCUAGGAUUUUAUAAUUAUUUCAGGAUGUUUUCAACAAAAAUGGAAGAAUUGUUAACUUUAGUUGGAGAGGAUUUAAAAAAGCAAAACUGCAUCAGAAAACCCAUACCACCUGCACAGAGAUUAGCUUUAACUUUGAGAUUUCUGGCCUCUGGAGAUUCAAUGACAUCAAUGCAUUAUCAGUACUUGGUUGGCGUAACAACAGCAAGCAACAUCAUUAAUACAACAUGUGCUGUUUUGUGGAAGAAACUGCAACCGUUGUGCAUGCCAGCUGAAUUAAAAAAAGAACAGUGGUUCGCUAUAGAAAAAGAUUUUAAAGAAAAGUGGAAUUUUCCACAUUGCAUAGGAGCCAUCGAUGGAAAGCAUGUAUGGUUAUACAAUGCCCAAAUAAGGCUGGCUCAAUGUAUUUUAACUACAAAAAUAGUCACAGCCUUGUUUUAUUGGCAAUGUGUAAUGCCAAUUAUAUAUUUACUUUUGUUGACAUUGGAGCGUACGGAAGGAGAAGUGAUGGUGGAAUUUUUAAAGAUUCGUUGCUGGGACAAAAAUUAGAAGGGAACAAAAUGAAUAUUCCAGAUUUAACGCCCAUAAGUGAUGUAAGAGCAACGCCUCUACCUUAUUGCAUAGUUGGCGAUGAAGCUUUCCCUUUGAAAACAUAUCUUCUUCGUCCUUAUCCUGGAAAGCAAUCAACUGAAUUGCCAAAACGUAUUUUUAAUUAUCGCCUUAGUCGUGCCAGACUAGUAAUUGAAAAUACUUUUGGCAUAUUAGUUGCUAAAUGGCGUAUUUUUCGGAAACCAAUAAUAGCUAGCAAUUCUAACGUUGUAAAAAUGGUUAAAGCUACUGUAGUUCUUCACAACUGGUUGCGACAACAUGAUUUAGACAAUUCCCCAGAACGUUUCGUAUGUUUCUGAAGAGCUGUUCAAUCAAGAACAUUGUUAUGAUUCAAUUAUCAAUAGUACUCGAAGAAAUGAAGAACACGGAAGAUUAAUAGAUAUUAACCGAAUGGGAUCAAAUAAUGCCACUCAUACAGCCAUUUAAAUCAGAGAGGAGUUUACUUCUUAUUUUAACAAUGAAGGAGCUGUGAAUUGGCAAUACGAUCAUUUGUAAAAUAAAAUAAAAAUUAUACUUUCUAUUUACUUAUUAAGGUAGUUCACUUGUGACAAUCGGAGCUAAAAGUAUAGUCCGAUAGUGAGUACAAAAAGUGAUAUAUUUAGUUUGAUAUAUUUAAUGGCCGAGUAUUUUAUUUUUGUCAGUGACUUCUUGAAACAUAAAAACGUUUAUAUACAGACACUCACUAAUACAAUCAUACUUUUAAAUUCUAACUAACUGCAUUUAUUGUUUUAAAAAAAUAUCAACUUUGAAUAUUUAUAUUUUUUUAACAAAUCGAUAAA